Molecule: messenger RNA, 3305 nt
Organism: Podospora pseudopauciseta
Lineage: Eukaryota; Fungi; Ascomycota; Sordariomycetes; Sordariales; Podosporaceae
Gene: Ptp2
Product: phosphotyrosine-specific ptp2-like protein
Exons: 2
Coding region: 1-3117 (1038 amino acids)
Biological process (GO): protein dephosphorylation
Molecular function (GO): protein tyrosine phosphatase activity
Source: RefSeq, a predicted model, not a curated record
AUGCCUCCAGAACCAAGAGCCAGCGACCGGGCCGCGUAUUACACGAUGAAGACGACGACUAGUUUGUCGACGACACAAGCACCAGGUCAUUCCCGCACCAACUCCCAGUCUUUCUUUUCCAACAAGGGCACCGGCACCCCAUUAUCUUCGCCUCGCCCGCCCCAUUCUGUUGGUCAACAGUAUCCCCCCAAGUCAUCACCCGGUACAGGUCGAGGGGGUGCUAUGGACGCUCGUACUCCGAGCCCAAAUUACUUUGGUCUCGCCGUGGACUCUGGUGCUGACCCACGAGAAUCGGCGCUUCUGCCGCACGAGAACUGGAGCACCCCAACGUCCUCGGUCAAGUCCUUUGCCGCUGCCAUACCAAAACACUUGCCGCUAGAUGCCAACCCAGAGUUUGAGGCCUUCAGGCGACAGAUCGACGCAAACAGGGGGCGCUCCGGGUUUAGCCUCCCCGCCACACACUUCAACAUCACAAGUGGAGGCCCGUUCGCUCCGACAGUAUCAACCCCUUCUGCUCAACAACGGCCUCGCCCACCACGAUCACAAACCCAUGGAAGUAAUUUGCCAGAAAACCCGCUGCCGCGGCCAUCACUACCAACAGAGUCCGGCAGCUGGGGGCCGGGGGACAACCCCUGCCAGCCAGCCGCGGAAAAGGACAGUUAUCAAGGUGCGCCCCACCUCUCGACAGAGUCGAGGCUUGGGAUCAAGGGAUUCAAAAAUCCUCCUUUUUUUCUGGGUCUUGCAAAGCCGCCGAGCCAGGAGUGGGAGAAACUCAACUCAUCCAUCUCCGAAGCAAGCGGUCGACCCGGCCGCAAAACUGAGACGCCCUCGCCUACUUUCAGCCAACAGACACAUGACGGUCAGCAGGCAACACAAGGAUGUGGCGAGCCUGACAUGAUCCCACCAGCGGCGCUCAAACAACUCCUGGAUAAGAGCAAAGGGGAAGACCUUCUGCUGCUAGACAUCAGAGUUUCUCCCCAGUAUGCUCAAGCGAGGAUCCAGGGCGCCCUGAACCUGUGUAUUCCAACCACGCUGUUGAAGAGGGCAACCUUCAACCUCGAGAAGCUUCAACAGACUUUCCAGGCAGACCGGGACCAGGACAAGUUCGCCAAGUGGCAGACAUCGAGUCAUCUGGUUGUGUACGAUGCCGCGUCCGCCGACAAGCGUGACGCGACCUCGGCUCUGAACAUGAUCAAAAAGUUCACCAACGAGGGCUAUUCGGGAACCACGAGCAUUCUACGCGGUGGCUUUAACGCCUUUGUCCUGGCGUAUCCAAACUUGGUCGAUCGCUCAUCAAACAUGAUGUCACCCAGCCUGUCACUAGGUGGCGCAGGUUCUGCUACGAAUGGUACACGGACAAAUGUCCCGCCUGUCAUUGGCGGAGUCAUGCUGCCGACCACAAACGACAAGAUAGAUCCAUUUUUCAGCAACAUCCGCCAAAACCAAGACCUUGUUGAUGGCGUUGGCCAGAUGGAUGUUGGGGUUCCGACAGGGCUUGAUAAGAAUAGGCUACCGCGCUGGCUCAAGGAGGCCAUCGAGAUCAGCGACCAUGGUAAGCGGGUAUCGGACAAGUUUCUGCGGAUCGAGCUUACAGAGCAGUCCCGCAUGAAGCUUGCCUAUGCUGCCUUUGCGAGCUCGAAAAAUCACGGUCCCCAGACCGAGACCCAGGUGCGGUUGUCUGGGGUUGAACAGGGUGGAAAGAACCGGUACAAGGAUAUCUUGCCGUUUGAACACGCACGUGUGAAGCUUCAGGGCCGCCCAGAGGGAGCAUGCGAUUAUGUAAAUGCCAGCCACAUCCAGGCCAAGCGGAGUUACAAGCGUUAUAUCGCCAGCCAAGGACCCCUGCCGGCGACAUUUGAGGACUUUUGGUCGGUGGUCUGGGACAAUGAUGUACGCGUCAUCGUCAUGUUGACUGCCGAAUCGGAAGGGGGUCAACUCAAGUGCCACCCCUAUUGGAAAGGCAGGGACUUCGGUCCUGUCCGGCUUCGUCUGCUGUCCGAAAAAAAGAUAUCGUUGGAUAUUGACAAGCAUCGGGCCGGAUCGACCGCCGCGAACGAUGAAUCUGCUCCAACCCAGUCGAACGACCACGCCUCCACCAUUCCUGAAGGAGGCCGUCGACGUGCCAAUACCACAACCACGCUGAACUCCAAGACACCGGAAUCCCAAUAUGGCACCACCCAGGCGGCCGAAACUCCUUUCGUCACGAUCCGAAAGUUCGCUCUAAGCCAUGCAAUGGAACCCUUCGCCCCCAUUCGAGAGAUUACCCAUCUUCACUACACUUCAUGGCCUGACUUUGGUGCACCAGCCCAACCAAGCCAUUUGCUCGCGCUGGUGGAAUUAGCUAAUGUCAUGCAACGCGCCGCCCUCCCCAACGACCCUACAGUGACGACGUCACAGGCGCAACCUCGUCAUGACAGCGGCAGCUACUUUGACCCGUCCCCCCCACUCCGACCAGACAGCCUGAGCACCACUGUUCAGCGUACCUCUUAUGACGCGCCUGAGCCUGUCGAGAAAAGUCGUCCCAUGCUAGUUCACUGCUCGGCCGGGUGUGGCCGAACAGGAGCCUUUUGUACGGUGGACAGCGUAAUUGACAUGCUCAAGCGGCAGCGGCAGCAGCAACAACAGCACUCUGUGGCCGCGCAGGCGUCACCCUCGACCGUUCAUCGGUGCAGUUCUAACAAACGGACAUCCCAAGACGGCUGGGACGAUGAUGACGACGACGGCAGAGGUAAGCGUCUCGCGCUCCAGCAAGACCGAGACACAAGGGUGGAUCCAGACGGAGAUGUGACAAUGGCCAUGGAUGAAGGCUUUGUCGUUCUCCCACGCCAAACGGCAGCACCGUCGCCUUUCACAUCCCAAGCAAACGGGUUCCCCGGGUUCAGUAGUGGCAAGGAGAGCAUAGACACGGCCUGGCUGGAGGAUGACAGCGUUGAUCUUAUUGCCCGGACAGUAGAGGACUUCAGAGGGCAGAGAUUGAGCAUGGUGCAGAGCUUGAGGCAGUUUGUGCUGUGCUACGAGACAGUGCUGGAGUGGAUCUGGAGGGUGGAGGAUGGUGGUGGCGCAGGGGGGGGUCUGCUUGGUCGAGCGAGAGGAAGGAGUGGCAGUUUGGCUUUUUGAUUCAAUGGUGUCGACACCAAGUGGUUAAUAUAUAUAUACAGCCGUCCAAGGCUCUGCUUGGAAGCGUAGGCUAGAGAAGGCUGAUGUUCUUCCCCGGCAGUGGCGUUCUGCAGUUUAGCUUCGGCGGCGUGGAAUACCUACAUACUGGGCGGAAGACUACGGCUUACUAGGACAAUAUAAGACGAAAA